Messenger RNA from Neltuma alba, 924 nucleotides. Its product is annotated as mitogen-activated protein kinase kinase kinase 5-like. The transcript is spliced from 6 exons. Lineage: Eukaryota; Viridiplantae; Streptophyta; Magnoliopsida; Fabales; Fabaceae. Gene Ontology annotation, cellular component: cytoplasm. The record is from RefSeq and is a predicted model, not a curated record. Gene Ontology annotation, biological process: protein phosphorylation; MAPK cascade. The coding region runs from base 1 to 924 and encodes 307 amino acids. Gene Ontology annotation, molecular function: ATP binding; MAP kinase kinase kinase activity.
AUGGUUUCUCUUUCUGAAGAUUCCAUCUUGGUCUUGAAGGGUUUCAUGGCUGGUUUUAUGCAGAUCACGGCUAUAAGAACGGAGGAAUGUGUUGCUGAUUGCUUUGUCAGACUGCUCUACUUAGCGGAGGGUCAUUUAGAACCGAACAUGAACUUUUUUGCCUAUCACCUCCGAUAUAUUCCAACUUUUUUGGCUCUUGGCAUCUUCUAUGCUCUAUUUCCCAUAUCCUCAGUCAUAUCCACUGUGUUCAUCACCUUCUUUUUAUAUAUUUACGCAGAGCUACUCUGCAAAAUCGCAGACCAGCCUCUUCUUCGAACACACAGUCAGUUAAUCCAACAGAUUCCUGAUGCUGCUAAUAAUAGUUCAAUCCCUUCUAUCACCAACUUUAGCCAAGGGGAAACCCAGGAUCCUGUUGGUCAACAGAAUUAUAGCGCUCCUCAUUCAGUCUUUUCUACCUCAAAUUUUAGCCAAUGGGAUAUAUGGGAUCCCCCUAUUGGGGGCGGUGGAUUCGCAUUUGUUCAUGUUGCCUCUAACAGAGUAACCGGAGACCGGUGUGCUGUAAAGAAACUGAAAGACCCUGACAAUUUUGACAACGCAAGAUUUCUUAUUCAGGAAAUCGAAAUUCUCAGCCAACUGGAGCAUCCAAACAUUAUAAAGUAUCGUGGGAGUGAAAGAGUUGGAAACCAGAUAUGGCUAUUAACGGAAUAUGUUCAAACUGGGACACUCACAAAGUACAUAAGUGAACUAGGCGCUUUCCAAGAACGUUUUGUUCGAGAUAUCACUGUCCAAAUUCUCUCUGCAUUGGCUUACUUACACAGCAAAAGAAUAGUCCACAGGGAUAUCAAGCCCGAUAACGUACUCGUCGAUUCUUAUGGCAUUGUAAAGCUUAUUGACUUUGGUUUGGCUAAACAUGUAAGUACUUGA